Solanum tuberosum (potato) is the source of this 617-nucleotide messenger RNA. Its product is annotated as putative phosphatidylglycerol/phosphatidylinositol transfer protein DDB_G0278295. Gene Ontology annotation, molecular function: sterol binding. The transcript is spliced from 4 exons. The record is from RefSeq and is a predicted model, not a curated record. Lineage: Eukaryota; Viridiplantae; Streptophyta; Magnoliopsida; Solanales; Solanaceae. Gene Ontology annotation, biological process: intracellular sterol transport. The coding region runs from base 1 to 495 and encodes 164 amino acids.
AUGGCGGUGAAAUUGAUCGUAAUUCUCGUGUUCUCAAUGUGUAUUCUCCUUCCAUUUUCAUCAGCUAAAUCUACCGACUUCCAUUAUUGCACCAGAGUUUUUUGGUUUGAUAAUGCAGAUAAAAAGGGCAAUUAUGCUGUUAAGGUCAGUGGAGUAGAUAUAACACCUUAUCCUGUUAAAGGAGGUAAAGAGGCUACUUUCAGUAUUACUGCAACUACAGAUGAUAAUAUCAGUAGCGGAAAGUUGAUUAUUGACGUCAAGUAUCUAUUCCUUCACGUCCACCAUGAGACUCGUGACAUUUGUAAAGAGACAUCUUGCCCAGUUUCUGGUGAUUUUGUGCUUUCACACUCUCAAGCUUUACCUGGAAUUGCUCCUCCAGGCCCGUAUACUCUUACGAUGAAAAUGGUGGAUGGAAACAAUCAAGAAUUGUCAUGCAUAACCUUUGGCUUCAGUAUGAGUUUAAUUGCAGAAUCCACAGCAGUAGCAGAUGCUUAAGUCGUCAUAACUGUUGAUUCUUGUACAUACAUUACUAUAUGUUAUUUUUUAUUGAGUCGAGGAUCUAUUGGAAAUAUCAUCUCUACCUAUGAGGUAGGGGUAUAGUCAGUGUACAUUCUACC